AAACUUUUGGUUUAGUUGCUUUCUUGUCGCGCACAUCGAUAAGCGCGUGUUGUUGUACUGUGCUCUCGCUCUCGCUGCCGCUCUCGUGCCUGCUCCCGCUUCCGCUCUCGUUUCUACUCCCUGUGCCCAUUCUUGUGCUUGCUCUCACCCCGCGUGCGCCGAUGUGCAUCAGAAAUUAAAUGAUAGCCAAACAUUCAAGACGUGCGUCUCCCACAAUAAAAUUAAAUAUCGCCCGGAAAAUCCCCUCGUGUCAUAUUGGAGGAGACGCUAGAUUGUGAAAUCGAUGCAGCUGCAUAAAAGCACAUGCAUCAGACAGACUGGGCUUCAUUUUGGGCAAGAUCAAGCCAGGGCCAACAGCUCCUUUACCUUGUUGCUCUUGCAACGUUCCAAUAAAACACCAAAAACAAAACGCGAACCAAAGUGAAGUGAAAAGCAAAGCGACUAAUUAAAGUGCCUCUCUUGGGUCUGGUAUCUGUUUCGACGACAACGUGAAAAGGAAACAAACAAAGCGGAAUAAGCAACACAUCGAAAAAGGCGGUUGAAAACGUUUAUAAACAACAACAACAACAACAUUAAAAACUACAACUACAAAGUUGAAGACAACGACACAAACAGACAGCUUCGACACCAACUACAAUAAUAAUAAUAAUAAUAAAAAACAACAUAAUAAUAUAAAAGCCAUCACACAAACAACAAUAAAGAAAACAACGACAAAUAAAGCGCGGUAAUAAUUUUAGUCGUGCCAGUUUGUUUAUUAAAUAUACUAUAUAAACCAAACACACACAUACAAGCAAACACAAGCCGGUCAGGUGAAUCGAUAGACUAAAUCGACUACUAGUUACCCUGUAAAUAUUCAUUCGGCAACCUACAAAAAUACCCCUGGCCAUUAUAAUGCCUCCCUUUUGGUGGAAACUACUCAAAAUAAUGUUACUGCUCUUCGCACUCUUCACAACGAUAGUUUGUAUCAAUAGCGAAAUGUCAAAGCGACGCGAGGCAGAGGCCGAGGCAGAGGCAGAGGCAAAUUCAGUGGCAACGAGGUCAGCAACUGCGGCAACAAACAACUCCAUUGAUCUGACGCCCUUUCUGUCCGACAACCUGUUGAAUAUAAUGCGUAACAGAUCACAGCAGCAGCAACCGCAGCCGCGGGAUGAGUCACGAUCACAUGCGGAAGAGGAGGAGCAGCAGCAGACAGGCGAGGUGGAGUUGCCUGCCGAGGAUAUCGAGCAGCGUGUUCGUUCCAUAUUCAAGGUGCACGAUGGCGAUGGUGUAAUGAUUUUCAAUACGACAACAACGGACGAUGCACCUUUCAUGCCAUCCAUAUCCACCACCAUGCUUGGUGAUCAGCCAGCAUCAUCCGAUACUUGGCCAUACUCGCAAUCAGAAUCAGAAUCAGAAACUGAGUCUCAGGCAGAGACAAAUGCCAAGCCCAAGCACUAUCAUCAAUAUCAAAGCUUGAACCAUCAGCAGCAAUCGUUCAAAGUGCAGAGAUCACCGGAUGGCAAGCUGAAUCUUGUCUUUAACGAUCCACUCGUGUCUUUGCAGUCCACAACCCAACAACAGCACCAUCAACAGCCCUCAACUACGCAUCAUCAGCAGCAGCAGCCGUUCAAUCCUCAAUUGCAGCGACCAACACCACGUCGUCCCAUUUCGGACAUUAUCGUGUUUCCCGACUCUAUAGAUAAGUAUCGGACAACUACGCCACCGCCACCGCCAUCGAUCGAUACGGGCGAUCAUCAGUGCGUCGAUGGCUUCAAUCAGAGCCGUUCCUUCUGCACCAAGGUCCACAACUAUCCCGACUUGUCUGGACUGAAAGGUGUUUUGGCAAAUCGAUUUGCCAACUUCUUCAGCGAUGAGCCGCAGCCCACGGAUGUGGGUCUCCGCAUCAACGAUGACGAGCAGUAUCUGUGCAACAGUCAUGUGAGAUACUUGUAUCCCAAACUGGGUCAGCGCUUGGAUCUCUCCUGGCAGAUAAUCGUGAAUACAGAUGACUUCAAGCAGGGCAUACUCAUUGAAGAGUGCGAUCACGAGGGCGAGAGCUGUCAAUUCCUGGACAGCUUUCCUAACAACUAUGUGCCAGUCUGUAAACAACAUUACGUGAUACGCCAUUUGGCCACGGUCAACAAUGCCAGCAACGGGCAACCUGAGGUGGCCAACGAACCCUUCAAGAUUCCUUCGUGCUGCAAGUGCGUGAUAAAGAGCAAAUUCUCAGGGGACAGCAGCCCUUGAGAUUUGAUGCAACAAGAACUCCGCCAAUUUCUGCACAUGUGAUUUGAGCAACAAGUUCUACCCACCACAGAAUGGCAGGCCAAACUGUCUAGGGGGAUAUUGUUUAAUAAAUUGUAGACUAGUUGUUUUAUAUGCACAUAAAACAUAUCUUAAAAAUUACAUACUUAUCUAUACUUAUAUCUAAUAAUAUAAUGCUGAUAAUACUUAAUUGCAAAUCGCAAAUCGCAAAAAAAAAAACAAACAA
This is a messenger RNA of Drosophila sulfurigaster albostrigata, 2470 nucleotides long. It is a transcript of the gene spz, whose product is annotated as protein spaetzle. Gene Ontology annotation, molecular function: growth factor activity; Toll binding. Gene Ontology annotation, cellular component: extracellular region. NCBI's taxonomy places the organism in Eukaryota, Metazoa, Arthropoda, Insecta, Diptera, Drosophilidae. The record is from RefSeq and is a predicted model, not a curated record. Gene Ontology annotation, biological process: regulation of Toll signaling pathway; central nervous system formation; innate immune response. Bases 892 to 2226 code for a protein of 444 amino acids. The transcript has 7 exons.